AUGUCAGGGUGUCGUGCGGUCACAAGACCGCUGACGAGGCAAUUGACACCACAAUGCGUCAUCCGGACGUUUUCGAGCACCCCCGUGCGCGCCUCCGAGACGACGACGACAACUCAGGAGCCCACAUCAACGACGACGACGACAGGCACGACGACGCCGAGCGCUCCGGACCUCCUCGACCCCAACACGGUCCCGCGCGAGCGCGAGCAGGAGCUUAUGGACCAGGGCACGAUGCCCAUCGGGUCGCGGCGCCGCCGCGAGGCGAUCCGCACCACGGGCAGCCUGCCCUUUGAGCAGCUGCCGUACCAGGCGUUCCAGGAGGCGCGCAAGAUCCUCGCCGCGGACCGCGCGACCAAGGUGGCCAGCCUGCAGGCCACGGUCGCCAAGGCGGCCGCGCUCGAGGCGCAGGACGCGGCCACGGUCAAGGGCGGCGAGACGAUGAAGCAGAUCCGGCUGCGGAGCCUGCGCAAGGAGGCGCACCGGCUGACGAUCCUGGCGGACAUCAACGACCCCCUCGUCAAGCGACGCUUCGAAGACGGCCUCGGUGACAUGACCAAGCCCAUCUACCGCCACCUCGCCGAGAAAAAGUGGCGCGCGUACGACUACAAGCUCAUCCAGCAGCGCAUCGCGCAGUUCAGCAUCGUCCCCGACGUGCUGCCCAAGCUGGACCCCGUCGUCGACGUGCAGCUCUACUUUGACGGGGCCAAGAUCCCUCCCGGGGGCGUCGUGCCCAGCCACGUCUCGGAGCGCGCGCCGCGCCUCAAGGUGCAGGCCUUUGACGGGCAGGGCGAGCGGCUCGUGACCGUCGUCGUCGUCGACGCCGACGUGCCCGACGUCGAGGCCAACGCCUUCUUCAAGCGCUGCCACUACGUCGCCGCCAACGUGCCCCUGUGCCCGUCCCGGCCCGUGCUCGCCCUGCCGCUGCUCGCCGACGCCGACGUGCCCGUGCCGUGGCUGCCGCCGCACGCCAUCAAGGGCGCGCCCUACCACCGUCUCGCCGUCUUCGUGCUCGAGCAGACCCCCGGGCAGACGGUCGACGCCGCCAGGAUCAAGGCGCUCUACGCCGCCGCGCGCGACCGCUUCUCGCUCAAGUCGUUUCGCGACAAGUUUGCCCUCACGCCCGUCGGCUUCACCAUGUUCCGCAGCGAGUGGGACGAGCACACGGCCGAGGUCAUGGCCCGCAGCGGCGUCGACGGCGCCGAUGUCGAGCUCCGUCCGCAGCGCGUCUACAGCCUCAAGCCCGCCAUCAAGGCGCGCGGCUGGGAGGCCAAGCACCAGAGCGCAAAGUACCUCCACCUGAACAAGUACACGAAGCGCAUCAAGGGCAUCUCCAACGCGCGGGGAUGGACCAAGCGUCGCUGA
Cordyceps militaris CM01 is the source of this 1362-nucleotide messenger RNA. RefSeq names its product mitochondrial large ribosomal subunit YmL35, putative. The coding region runs from base 1 to 1362 and encodes 453 amino acids. Lineage: Eukaryota; Fungi; Ascomycota; Sordariomycetes; Hypocreales; Cordycipitaceae. The transcript is spliced from 2 exons. The record is from RefSeq and is a predicted model, not a curated record.